This is a messenger RNA of Sporothrix schenckii 1099-18, 2028 nucleotides long. RefSeq lists its product as uncharacterized. Gene Ontology annotation, biological process: regulation of transcription by RNA polymerase II. The transcript has a single exon. Gene Ontology annotation, cellular component: Rpd3S complex. The coding region runs from base 1 to 2028 and encodes 675 amino acids. The record is from RefSeq and is a predicted model, not a curated record. Lineage: Eukaryota; Fungi; Ascomycota; Sordariomycetes; Ophiostomatales; Ophiostomataceae.
AUGUUUGUUCUUCUUCAGGACGACAAUGACGAUUAUUGCGCGUCGUGUAGUGGAAGUGGCGACUUGGUCUGCUGCGAUGGCUGCACGCGAUCCUUCCAUUUCAACUGUGUUGAUCCGCCCGUCCACGAGGAUCGUGAUCUUCCCGAUGAGUGGUUCUGCAACGUGUGCAUUGCGCGGCGCAAUCCGGCGUCCCUGACGCGCUACACGGGCGUUUUUGGUGCACUGCUCAAUAUCAUGGAACAGAGAAAUUCCAGUGCCUUCAGCCUGCCCAGCGAGACGCGGAACUACUUUGAGGGUGUGAAAACGGGAACUGAGGGCGAGUACGAAGACAUCGUCGUGACUGGUACCAGUCGAACAAGGUUUGUUGAAUCCCCGCACCUGGCACCUGGCAUUGGUCCCAAGUCUUUGCCCACGUGCAUUUUCUGUUCUAUACUGUCAUGCGACUCACACCAAAGUUUUAGAAAACGCAACUAUGAUGAGGCACCCGACUUUUUCAGGAUUCGUGACAACGAUGGCAAUCCAGUAUUGUGCCACAUCUGCAACAGCUCUGCCCAAGACAACAGGCCCAUCAUCCCUUGCGCCUAUUGUGGUCUGUGGUGGCAUAUUGAUUGCUUGGAUCCUCCUAUGGCGAACCCACCCGUCUUGCGGAACUGGCGCUGCCCGGCACAUACCGACGACAUCUUGGCCAAACUCCCCGGCCAGCUUGGACCUGCGCACCGCUUCCGCAAAAUCAAGGGCGCCCCCGUCGUCAAGCCUUCGUACUCUCGUGGCAUGAUCAACAAUGGGUUCAUCGAGUUCACCUCGGACGACGAUUCGUCGGACAGCCAGAGCGGGUGGAAGCACGUGCAGACCUUUGGCCGUAUGCAGCGCAUUGGGGCACGCGGCGUGGAACUCGAUUUUCUGGAGCAGAUCCGAAGAGAGCAAAACACUGGCAAACAGCGGCGUGCGCGGAUGCACCGCUAUCAAGAGCGCCCCGAAUUUCGCAACGAUGACAUUGAGGUCGUGCCCAAGGCGGAGCCUGCAGCCGAGCCCAACCGUGUCCUUCUUACUGAUCGCCACCGCAUAGACGAAGCCCAGGCUGCGCAAAACCUCUCUGCUCUCUAUACCUCGGAGGAGCGAACGGAUCGCAGCGGGGAGUUGAUCAAUGCUCUCUUGUCUCAAGCAGAUGCCUCUGUGAUUUCUAUGAUGGCACAGGGUAGCCCGCUCAACAUUGAAAUUGGCUCGGCUUUGACACAGGAAGACCUGGCUGCUUUGCAAGCUAUGCGAGCGCGGAUCGACCUCUUGUUAUCCAAUCCAAGAACGAGGCCAGAAAGCCAUCAAGUUAACGACCUGAAGGCGAGGGAAGCCGGCGCAGACGAGGCUCAGGACGUCCCGGAAGUCGCCAUGGAAGAUGCACAGGUGGCCGGCGAGGGGCUUCCAGAACCUGGUUCUGAACAGAUCGUUCCAGAAACGAACGAAGUCAUGAGCCUCGUCUCGGACAAUGGCGAGAACGAAGACGAGGAUCCUCCGACAAUUACAACCCCUCUGAAUGCCUCAGAAGAUGAGCCAGGCUCUGCUGUCUGGCCAGUUGAGCACAGCGUCAGCGACCCCGGCAGCGGAAAUGGUACACUGCCGGCGUCAGCCAAGGCCGAACUCUCCGAGAAUGAUAUUGACGGUUUCCGUUUAUGCGAUCACAACAACGCCAAACGGCCACCAGCAGCAGGCGAUUCCGUGCCAGCGCCUAUCCUCGAGAAGACGCUGGAGACGGUUGCAAUUUCGAACACGGCAGACGGCGACAAGGAGAAGGAGGACAAGGAGGACAAGGAGGACAAGCAGGGCGAAGGCCAGCAAGGCGCCGAUGCUACGACUAAUGGCACGUCAUCCCCGCCGACGCCUGUGCCAGCAUCCUCGGAAACCGCUGUGGGAGACGAAGACAACAAGGAGAACGAGAAGAUGGCCGACCGCCUUGAUAAGCAGAGCGAGCAGGUAGACGGUGGUCUAGAGAGCACCGAAGCCCGCACCGAGACCAACGACGCUGCUGACACAUGA